AUGUACGGCUGGUGCGGCGGCACGCCCGCGCGGCUGCUGGCUGAGGUCUACGACCCGCCCCCCAGGCUGGUGGCGUGGGAGCUCGACCCCCGGGUAAUCGACGCCUGCCGCCUGGGCAUGGGCCUGGAGGAGGUGUGCCGCGCGGCGGGCGGCCUGCAGGUGCAGCUGGGCAACCCCCUCGCGCCGGCCGCGUCGGCCCCAGGCGGCUUUGCGGCGGUGAUGGUGGAUUUGUUCAUCGACGGGAAGCUGCUGCCGCAGCUGAUGGACGCCAACGUGUGGCGCACGGUGCGGUCGCGGCUGGCAGACCCCGCCAAGGGGCGCGUGAUGGCGCACCUGGGGCCGGCCUCGGACGAGCAGGGGCGGCUGGUGCCGCAGACGGUGGUGGCGCUCAACGCCAUGGCGCGCGCAUUUGACGGCCAGGUGUACUACAUCGACCCGCCAGAGAACAGUCAGCUGGACGUUAUGGCGCUGACAGGGCCGCUGCCCGACAAGGAGGAGUGGGCGGCGGCUGUCGGGCCCAUGCUGGCGCCCUACACCGUUGACUGGGAGUUGUGGACUGUCGUGGAUGAGUCGGACUUCCGCGACGCGGCGCAGUACGAUGAGGAGGAUGGAGAGGAGGAUGAGCAGCAGCCGGAGGACGAGGGAGAGGAGGAGCAGGAGCAGGGAAGGCAGCAGCGGGAAUGGGGAGACCAGUGGGGGGCCGAGCGGAGAAGGUAG
Monoraphidium neglectum is the source of this 717-nucleotide messenger RNA. RefSeq lists its product as hypothetical. Bases 1 to 717 code for a protein of 238 amino acids. Lineage: Eukaryota; Viridiplantae; Chlorophyta; Chlorophyceae; Sphaeropleales; Selenastraceae. The transcript has 3 exons. The record is from RefSeq and is a predicted model, not a curated record.